AUGACCGAGGAGAAGUCAGAGACUAAGUUUACUUUUUUUCAACAGUUGGCAUAUUGCAUAGUACAGUUUCUAGAAAAAGAUCCAACGUUAACUGAAUCGGUCGUCAGGGGUUUACUAAAGUUUUGGCCAAAAACCUGCAGUCAAAAAGAGGUCAUGUUCCUUGGAGAGUUGGAAGAAAUCUUGGAUGUUAUUGAACCUAUACAAUUUGUAAAAAUUCAGGACCCACUCUUCAAACAAAUCUCCAGAUGUGUUUCCAGCCCUCAUUUCCAGGUUGCUGAAAGGGCGCUUUAUUACUGGAACAAUGAAUACAUUAUGAGUCUCAUAGAAGAGAACUCUGCAGUCAUUCUGCCCAUCAUGUUUCCCAGCCUUUACAGAAUCUCUAAAGAGCAUUGGAAUCCGGCAAUUGUAGCUUUGGUCUACAAUGUACUGAAGGCUUUUAUGGAAAUGAAUGGCCCAUUAUUUGAUGAGCUCACGGCAACCUACAAGUCGGAUCGCCAAAAAGAAAAGAAAAAGGAAAAGGAGCGGGAAGAACUUUGGAAAAAGUUGAGGGCACUUGAAAUAAAGAAAGGUGCGAUAACCGGGACGUCACCUCAAUGAAGAAAUUUGGUGCUAGUGUUCCCAUGAUAUAAGUUUAUGUAGUAAGAGGUGGAGCAACAGUUUUCUGUAUUGUGCUACUUACUAGAUUUUGCAUCUGUUUCAUUAUCAACGACAGUCAGUUCUGUAACAAUAUUGUAUAUAACUUUUCUCUUCAUGUUGAAAUGGUGUGUCAAAAAGAAGGGCGUCAGCACGAAACGUGUACAUUAGAUGGAUGUUUUGAGAGCUCAUUGUUCUAACUCUCUUCAAAAAAAGAAAAAAAGUCUAGCAUCCACGUGGGUGGUACAGAAACUCCAAAGAAGAUAGCUAUAUCAGGAUACCUGAAUCGAGCGUUCCCUACUUAUUGGUGGCAGACUACAAGCAAAUAUAUUUUAGACUGAAGGCUGUGCUCCUGCUUGACCCUGAGACUUUUUUUGCAUUUUAAUUUAUACUUAAGGUGAAGUUAUUUCUUACAAGUUAUGGAAGUUUUAUUUUUACUUUGGUUUGAAACCUAUUUGGUGUUACAAUACCUCUUAUACACAGCACACUGGUUGUGUAAGGGUUAGUGUCCGUAUGCAUCAAGAUGCAAUUGAUACCCUUUUGUACUGAUGGAACUGUAUUAAAGUGCAUGCCUGGCAUAUGCACCAGCAGUAGUGUAUAUUAGAGAAAGUAUCUGGUCAAGAUACGUAAUUGUUUUAAUGGGAUACAAAUCUGAGUAAGCAGGAAAUCUCCAAUAACUAACCAAGUGUAAGUUGGUUGUACAAGAUGUUGUUUGUUUGCAAUAUAAGCUACAUAACCUUUUUAUUGUUUUCACAUUUACACCAUGCAAAUAAUUCAUACAGAAAACUUAACUUGAACGUUCCUAUAGAGAAAUGAGCCCCUUCUUAACUCCAUGCACAGAAUUUAAUUAUAAGUGCAUCAGACAUUGAGAGCACGAAAUACGUGUAUGUCGUGUGGCACGACAUAAGGCUAACAUUGUUAGGAUUCUGUAUAUUUAAUACGUGGGGUCAUCCACGCCAUGCACACUGCAGCAUUCUUAAUGAACCAGUAGGGAAAUAAGCCAUAAUAUCUUAUGGCAUAAAAUGCACUGUAUUGAUCCAAUUGGAUUGUUCACUACCAGUGUUACAUUGCCCCAUGUUACAUUGCCCCAUGUUACAUCACUCUGUUGAUAAAGCAGUUUUUAUCCCACCAGGUGUGGGAAGAUGUAUGGUAUCAAACUUCUUUUCAAAAAAACUUUUUUGUAGUUUUUAAUUUUACUGCAGCUCAGACAUGCUCAUCAUCCUGCACUGUUCUCAACCUUUUUUUUAAAAAAAAACUUGCGUCAGACUUCAAAUAACCAUUAAAUGAUCAUUAAGUUUCACAGGUUGUCCUUGAUCCUUUUGUUCAUUACUGCAAAGUGUUGGGAUAUCGGAAUGGAAUCUAAUCAAAUGCUGUUUCUUUUAAAUUAGAUAGCAAACAUAGCAAAAUUUGAUUUCUUUCAGUUUGAAGAAAGGGCUAAGUGGGCCAAACAAGAUACUGCCUCAUCAAGAAACAUGUGAUAUUGAGUAAUCACUACUUGGUUCAAGUACAGAUACAAGAUAUUUGCACUUAGCUAGAAUUGGUUACUAUACAAUGGAUGCUGUACAUUAGAUCUGCACCAGUGAAAGUGUUAAAUAACACAAAAAUUGAUGUGUGUAUGCUCCAUGGAAAUGUUUGGUUUUUUUGUUGGGGGGAAUAAGCUAAAAUAAAAUAUGAUAAGCAGAAAUAAGAUAUUUCAGAUGAGCAGGGCUUGAAAGAAAUGUAUUACAACUUUUAUAAAGGUUGACCAGUAAAACAAGUUAAGACUGUCUUAAAGACUCCACUGUACUUUUCAGAAGUACCAAGUGUUGAAUGUGAUGAUGCAUUCCAGUCAGUAACCUCCUUUGUUUAAGCAACCAAAGUGUUGCUGACUGAGCACAUUGAUAGUACAUAUGGUGGGUUUUGCACCAAUGCAAAGCAGUUGCUGUAUUUCAUGACAGAUUACUGUGAACACCUUCAGUUCAUUUUUGACCACAUACUGUAAAUAGGCUGUAAUCCGAUGCUCAUGUAUUGACUGAGGAGUUUUAAAAUAUAAAUCUUAAAUAUAAAAUAUAAAAUGAAUUUCUUGUGUUACCUUCUUUAUCAUACAUGGAAAGACAAUGCUACCUACUUAGUAUUCUUUGUAUGGAAAGUGCACUUGAAAUUUUUCAUGUCUUUUUAUCUGUCAGCAGUAUUACUAAAAUCCUGGCAGUGUGUAAGUUAUGUAUAUUGCAUAAUUGUACAGUAAUGAAUCAAAUACAUUCUGUAAAUUAUGUUCUUAAAACUGAGAUUACUUUGUCAAAACCAUUGAUUCAAAAAAUAUUUUCAACAAAGUGGCAUUGUAUUAAACAUAAAAUAUUAGCACCUGUAUCAUUUUAUGUUAAACUGCUGUUCUCAUCCAAGAUUACCUCGAAGGCACUCUACACAAACGCUAGAAUUAAUUUUAGUGUGCCACUCACGUCAAUGACAGACUUGAGUCUUUAUAAAAUCAAUUAUCAGUGAUUUUUUUUUUGUCUGUAAUCAUUGCAAGUACUUUCAUGUGUUAUGGACACCUACAUUCCUUUUGCUCCGUUGAAGGAUUAGUUAACAAUGAAUUGCUUCGGUGCACAAGAAAUAUUUAUAUAUGGAGAUAACUGAACAAAGUGUGGUUGGUUGCAACUUUACUCCCUGGUUAUAAAUGUUAAAUAGUUGACAAGUGUAUAAGAAACUAAAUGUCAAGGAUGCUGAGGAAUCUUUAUUACUCUCUGAGCUGGUAAUAUUUUAUGUAACUUACAUGGAUAAAAUCAUAAGCUAAAUGGCAGUUUUUCCUUUUAAUGACAUUUUCUAAAUAGGUCAACUUUGUUCAUGACUGCAAAAUAUUUUGCAGUUGAGGCUUGAUAUUACUUGAAUCUGAUAUUGUAUUUUUGAAAGAGCAGUAAGUUCACUAGAAAAUGAGUAUUGAGCUUUAGACCAAUAUUUACUAUCAAACUUCAAUCUGUCGACAAUAUGGAUAUAGUUUUAAAGCAGUCUUUCUUCCAUUAAAUAUUUGUGAUGAGAAACAAAUUGUUAAAAAGUACCCUUUUUUUAAUGACUGCCUUAAAUCACUAUUCAAUAUGAUCCGACAAGUUGUGAUAGAGGCUGUUAAUGGCAGUUUAGAGAUUUGGGGAUGGGUAUUCUAUAAAUUCAAUUUUCAGUUAUGGUAUUAAAAUCAAAAUGUUUAAUGUGUAGCUGCAAAGCUGUACUAGGAAAACAUUUUGUAAUGGUACUAUUAAACUAUAAAUACUAAUUUAUCAUUUAUAAUAUUUUUAAAAGUAAAACUAAUUUUAAUUAACUACAACUUUAUCGUAUUAAAGUUUAUGUUCCAGAAAAGUACAACUUUAAACAGAUUUAAGCAAUCGAUGUAAAAGGAUUAGUUAGAUUAUGUAGGAUCUUUUAUUAUUGAGGAAGAGCAUUAAAGUUAUAUUUUAUAUACUCUGAAUUAGUGUAUAUUUCUGUACUAUAUAUUUAGUAUGAUUGUUAAUGAAAUAACUUCCGAAACAGUUUUAUAAUAUAAAAAAGAAUUAUGCUAAUGUGUUGCUUCUGACUCCCCCUCAAAUAACUUGCUGCAAGGGAGGGCUCAGGAGAGGGGCAGUAAGGAGCAGGAAGUGAAUGGAUGAAUGGGAAGAGUUCCAGUUGUCAGAUAGGGAAGCAAAGACAGUGUGUCUUGAGGAUCAGGAAAGGUCUCUCUGAAAUGGCACCAAUUGGAUCAUGUGCACUUCAUUGCCUCUGGCGUGAAACAACAUAAAAAUUAAGUCCUAACACAGCGAGCAUACUGGCCUCAUUAUAUCACAAUGCUAAAGAGAAAUGCUGCCAAAUGAGGCAAUUUUAAAUAGGGACUUGCUGUAUAACACUCAAACUUUACCUUAUUUAAUGGUUAUGGUUAUGGUUAACAGUUAACUCUGAAUCUAUUUUAAAAAGUUCAGGUAAUUUCACUCU
Molecule: messenger RNA, 4563 nt
Organism: Rhincodon typus (whale shark)
Lineage: Eukaryota; Metazoa; Chordata; Chondrichthyes; Orectolobiformes; Rhincodontidae
Product: serine/threonine-protein phosphatase 2A 56 kDa regulatory subunit epsilon isoform-like
Exons: 7
Coding region: 1-597 (198 amino acids)
Biological process (GO): signal transduction; protein dephosphorylation
Cellular component (GO): nucleus; protein phosphatase type 2A complex; cytosol
Molecular function (GO): protein phosphatase activator activity
Source: RefSeq, a predicted model, not a curated record